GCAGGCGGAGGACCCGGCGCUGGGCACCGGAGGCCGUGUAAGGAACCGAGGCGGCGCACAGCUGGAGGCUCAGAGCUGCCGGGCUGAGGCGGGAACUCGCAAGAGAAGAGGGAGACGGGCCAGGGAUAGCCACCAUGUCCUUCCCGCACUUUGGACACCCGUAUGGCAACGCUUCCCAGUUUCUGGUGUCUGCAAGUUCCAGCGCCACUUGCUGCGAAUCCGCCCCGCGCUCGGUCCCAGAUGUGGCCUCAGGCUCCACCCCGGCGGCCGCUCUCUGCUGCGCGUCCUACGAUAGCCGGCUGCUAGGCAGUGCGCGGCCCGAGCUGGGCGCGGCCUUGGGCAUCUACGGAGCCCCCUAUGCGGCCGCUGCAGCCGCGCAGAGCUACCCCGGCUACCUGCCCUACAGCCCGGAGCCGCCCGCGCUGUACGGGGCGCUGAAUCCACAGUAUGAAUUUAAGGAGGCUGCAGGGAACUUCACACCUGGCCUGGCCCAACCGGGAGCCUACUAUCCCUAUGAGCCGACUCUGGGGCAGUAUCAGUAUGACCGGUACGGGGCUGUGGAGUUGAGUGGCGCCGGGCGCCGGAAGAACGCCACCCGGGAGACCACUAGCACGCUCAAGGCCUGGCUCAACGAGCACCGCAAGAACCCCUACCCCACCAAGGGCGAGAAGAUCAUGCUGGCCAUCAUCACCAAGAUGACCCUCACCCAGGUGUCCACCUGGUUCGCCAACGCGCGCCGGCGCCUCAAGAAGGAGAACAAGAUGACGUGGGCGCCGAAGAACAAAGGCGCGGAGGAGAGGAAGGUGGAGGGCGGAGCAGAGGAAUCGCUAGGCUGCCUGAACGGUGACACCAAAGAUGUUACAGCUAGCCAGGAGGCUCGCGGGCUCCGGCUGAGUGACCUGGAAGACCUGGAGGAAGAGGAGGAGGAAGAGGAGGCGGCAGAAGAGGAGGCAGUGGCUGCAGCUACUGACAGGCUGGCCGAGUUCCCUAAGGACACGCAGUCGCUGCCAGCGCCAUGCGCCGCAGCCCGAGAUGGCGGGCUGGAGCGCAGGGAGUGCGGCCUGGCGGCGCCCCGCUUCUCGUUCAAUGAGCCCCCGGGGUCGGGAGAAGCGGAUUUCCUCCGGGCGGAGCCCGGGGGUCCCACGUUGACCAUGCCCUACCCGUGCAGAGAGAAACCGCGCAUCUGGUCUCUGGCGCGCACGGCGGCAGCCAGCGCGGUCGAAGGUGCCCCUCCAACCCCGCCCAGGCCGCGAAGUCCUGAGCGCCUUCUGAUUCCUGGACAGCUUCCAGGCUCGGGCGCGCGACCCGCGGUCCCCAGAGACUCCGCGUGCGACGAGUCUUCUCGAGUAGCCAAAGCCUUCGGAACCCCCCCGUUUGCCCUGCAGGGCCUGCCGCUGAGCUGUGCGCCGUGCCCGCGGCGGAGGGAGCCCGCCGUGCGGUGCCAGUACCCGUCCGGAGCGGAAGCAGGUUAGCGCAUUGGCUGCGAUUUGCGGAAGAAUCUUGGAAAUCCGCCCUACUUUCCAGCUCACCUCCGCACUACGAAGCCGGGAGACCUGCCAGGGGCUGGGGUUCUCACGUCGGCUGAGACAGAUAGACAGACACACAGAAACCCUCCUGCCGGCCCUCCUUGCACGUGGAGCUGGGAGGGCCUGGCAGACUUGCAUUUCGUCAGCUCCUGGCCAGGGGGAGGUGGCAGGGCCUCUUGGGGAAGGCCGGGGGAGAAGGCUGGGCGAGUCUGCCGGGUGCACCCACUCAGUAUACCAAGUCUCCCUCCCUCCUCUGGAUUCAGGGUAUGCGGCCUCCCUCUCGUGCUCACCCCUGCCCCCUCACUUUGUAACUUCGGCGCUGACCUGGCCCCUAAGGACCACGUGCAUCUUCUCUCCCUCCCCACUCUUU
This is a messenger RNA of Equus quagga, 1896 nucleotides long. RefSeq names its product iroquois homeobox 6 (gene IRX6). Gene Ontology annotation, biological process: neuron differentiation; cell development; regulation of transcription by RNA polymerase II. The record is from RefSeq and is a predicted model, not a curated record. Gene Ontology annotation, cellular component: nucleus. NCBI's taxonomy places the organism in Eukaryota, Metazoa, Chordata, Mammalia, Perissodactyla, Equidae. The coding region runs from base 135 to 1472 and encodes 445 amino acids. Gene Ontology annotation, molecular function: DNA-binding transcription factor activity, RNA polymerase II-specific; RNA polymerase II cis-regulatory region sequence-specific DNA binding. The transcript is spliced from 6 exons.